AUGGCUAAUAAAUUACAAAAUGCUGAAGAUUAUGAAAAAUCUUUAUUUGAAUUGGAUGCGGAAUUGGAUAAUAUACAGAAGUGUGCAGAAGAAAUUUUUCACAAAAUAGAUAGCUCAUUUUCUUAUCCAUAUCCUAUUGCCGAAUUAAAUGUUCUUCUAUCAGCAAUUCAACAUUUCGAGAAAAAAUCUAAAAACUUGGGUAUAUCAAGUUUAACAACUACUGAUAUAAAGGUUCCAUUUAAUGAACCUGGUAGAUCAACUGCUGAAUUAUAUCAAGAAUCAAAACGUAUUACUGAUAAUGCUAAAGCCGCUUUAUCCGGAUAA
Molecule: messenger RNA, 324 nt
Organism: Funneliformis mosseae
Lineage: Eukaryota; Fungi; Glomeromycota; Glomeromycetes; Glomerales; Glomeraceae
Source: the annotation of a GenBank genome assembly